CGCACGCAACUCCUGUUGAACUAUCACAAACGAUCGAUCAGGCCGGUGUGCAUACUGCGCUCUCCCAGCACCCGAACAAUGGGGAUUUGGCCCACCGAAGCCAUCCCCGUCGCGUCGCAGCGCCAGCUCCAUGCCCAACUGAGCAAAAAUAUACCGAGAAUGCCGACUAACCCCCACCUCCACAGCGCACCGCUCCUUGAAGCAAAAAGUAAAAAUGAAAAGAAAAAAAAGGGGGGAUUGAUGCCGAAGAAACUACUCCGUAGUGGCCUGCGGAAUCGCCCAUCCGCCGACGGCGUGUUCCAACACCAUGGCUAGCGGGCGGUUAGCGAGUUUAAGCGUGAGGGGUUGUCCGGGAUCUCGGGUUACCCCAAAUUGCUUGACCUUGGGCAUACGGAGCGAGGAACAGAAGCGCGCACUAGUGAACAAGUGAGGGGUGGAGGGAAAGGGUCUGGCCCCCUUUUGAGCUUCAACUGCCGUUUUUGGACAAUCGACGGCAAGCAUAAUGGCACUGCGUGUGGUUAGACACCGAACCGUUGGAAGACGAAGGGAGGGAGUGAGAGUCCGUCGAGGGGACGAGAGAGCAACCAGCAGAUCGAUGCCAAUAGUCUCGAUUGUCCUUGGGUUCGGGGUGAAUGGCAAAGACGAUUCAGCGAGCAGAUCGGGUGCCGAAGACAUCCCCGAUUCCAGUCCAGACCGCUCGAAGAGUCGAGGGCUCGGACAACGUCAAAAUCGAAUAGACUCGCAUAAGUCAAGGCCGCAUAGCACAAUUUGCCACGAUGCUUUCGCUUCCGCCUCUGGCUGCCCUUGAACUCAAUUACCCCAGAACGUUCCGAAGGUUGAUUCUGCAAGCCCCAAAGGGCUGAUGGACAUCUCGCAUAUUUUAAGAAACUCCUAAUCGGGGGAAGAUAUUCGACGUAAACUUCCGGGAGGCAUCCUCCCUCCCUUCCGCUGCCCAAGAACCGCAUCCCUGGAGCGAGCCGCGCGUGUCGACCUUGCCUGAAAUAGCAAAGUGCGGUGGGGAUGGUGUGGUCUGGGCGGCGCAGGAACAAUGCAAGCUGUGCAGGGCGGAGACUGCAGAACUCAGGGGGAGGCGAAUAACUGGACGGAUCCUACAUACGCUCCAUGCCCUGAACCAGGUUGUUGGAUUUUGAGCUCAGAUGGAGAUCUGGAUAUGUCCGAUUGUGCGUGUGAAAUAUCAGAUAAACACACUUCGUAUGAAGGAG
Coccidioides immitis RS is the source of this 1223-nucleotide messenger RNA. RefSeq lists its product as uncharacterized. The record is from RefSeq and is a predicted model, not a curated record. The coding region runs from base 503 to 808 and encodes 101 amino acids. The transcript has a single exon. NCBI's taxonomy places the organism in Eukaryota, Fungi, Ascomycota, Eurotiomycetes, Onygenales, Onygenaceae.